Messenger RNA from Aspergillus homomorphus CBS 101889, 719 nucleotides. RefSeq lists its product as uncharacterized. Bases 89 to 334 code for a protein of 81 amino acids. The transcript is spliced from 4 exons. The record is from RefSeq and is a predicted model, not a curated record. Lineage: Eukaryota; Fungi; Ascomycota; Eurotiomycetes; Eurotiales; Aspergillaceae.
AUCAGAUACAAGAGAUCCUAUAAAUCACUUUCUUCUCAUAUCUCGGCACCUAUAUUCCCAGAGACCUACCCUUCAAUAGAACCCAAAAAUGGCAGCUUCCAUCGCCCCCGAAUGCAACGAUAUCAAAGAAAAAUACGACACCUGUUUCUUAAAAUGGUACAGUGAGAAAUACCUUCGCGGCAACACCACCUCGAAUGACUGCGAGGAGCUCUUCACAAAGUACAAGACCUGUCUGAACGUCGUGCUUAAGGAAAAAGGCAUCGAUUCGAUGCUGGAAGAUGCCCGGAAGAGCACGACCAAGGAGAUUGACGCAGAGACGCUUCGUCGGGGCUGAGAGCAUCAUCUCCUGCUCGUGAGCUUGGGAACUUACUUGAUCGAUUCUUCUUUGUGGAGCAGUUUACUCUGCGCUCUAUUUUCUUUUGUGCGCCAAAGGCUGGCGUUAUUGAGGAGUUUGCUCUUGGCAUAUCUUCCUCUCUCUCCCUCUCAGGCUGGUUCUAGAACAGGGGUGCUUAAUCCCAAAGAGCACACCACUGAGUCCAGUGGGACGCAUAAUCCCUCGCCUACCGCCUUCGAACAUCUCAUCUCGUUUGGACUUUACUGCUUUAUCUGGCAUGGUUCAGGGACUUAUCGUGGUCCCUUUCUCGGAGAAAUAGAGCGUCUACUUAUGUGUAUUAUAUGUUGGUUGUGACUACCGCUAUGUGUGAUAUGACCUAGAGAGC